Vitis vinifera (wine grape) is the source of this 2512-nucleotide messenger RNA. RefSeq names its product F-box protein At2g39490. NCBI's taxonomy places the organism in Eukaryota, Viridiplantae, Streptophyta, Magnoliopsida, Vitales, Vitaceae. The transcript has 4 exons. Bases 1300 to 1983 code for a protein of 227 amino acids. The record is from RefSeq and is a predicted model, not a curated record.
UUGCAGCAUAUAAUUGUAAUUAUAAUAUAACAAGGGAAAGUUGCCCGCCAAAAUGUCAAACAUCAAACCUCAUUGAUGUUCCUUUUUAUUACCAACAAAACAGAAACAGCCAAUCCAAUGUUGAACUUUUUCUUCGUUUCCAAGUUUCCACAGCUUUUGCUAUGUCCUUUGGGGAUGGAUCAGGGACAAUGAAUCUCAAUAUUCGACACCCAUGACCUAACCAUGAGGGCUUGUUCUUCAAUAGUAACGUCAAAUCAUAAGUCUUGCUUCCCUAAUUUCCAUUAAUAUUUUAAUAUUAAGGGGAAACCUCAUUGAAACUUCUGCAUAAACCUGUUAUCCAUAUAUUAAAAUACUUGAAGUUUCUCCAUAGGAGUUGCUGUAGUUUCAUCCAUAGCUCCCUGAAAGAGGUGAACCCAACAUGGGGAAGAAGCUUCGAAAUAAAACGAAGAAACAACAAGAGAAGCAUGAUCCAGGGCAUGACAGAAGAAGAAACAAUUUUGAUCCCCAAACUUCAAAUACAAAAAGGGAUGCAAUUGAAGAAAGAGCUGCAAAUGAUUUAAUUAGCAUGUUACCGGAUGACCUGCUUCAACGCAUCAUUUCCUUACUCCCUUUGAGAGAUGCGGUGAGAACCGGUUUCCUCUCAACUAGAUGGAGAGGCCUUUGGAAAGCAGGACUUGAAACCCCAGAGAAAGAUGGAACUGUGGAUGAAAUUAGCCGGGAAAUUGGCUACUUAGUUGACUAUGCUCAUGAACUUGGUCUGUUAACUAGGGGUCAAGAAUUCAGCUCUAUUCUUGAUCUGAUAAAACAUUCUAGGAGGCUUCGUUUUAAUUUUGGGCAUUCUAGUUUCCUCCUAGCUACCAUUUGUCUAAUGGGACUCUUCAUCUGGAUUUCUACUCUAAGAAGUAUAAAUCUCCCAUUGAUUUUGAUUUGCUUUUGAAGGCUGAACAUUGGCCCAGGUGUUCCUGGGGGAACAUAUUUAAUAAUCCGUACUUUUUAACAGCUCCCCCUUCUAACUCUAUCAGGGCUCUCCAUUUAAUAGCAGUGACUAAUCUUACUAGUGAGGCAGUUUCUUCCAUACUCUCAAAAUUUCAUUUUCUUGAAAGCUUGAUAAUCAAAGAGUGCCAUGGAUUACAUUCUUUACGUGUUGAUGACCGUUCUUUCUUUUCACACUUGACGAUUUGGAACUGUCUCCAACUGAAGUCCCUUCAUUUUACACCUAUUGAAAUUAACAAAUUUCGGUUUCGUGGGCUCCUUCCGAGCUUUACUUAUGGAUCUUUUGGCCAUCGAUAUUUCCCAGACAUGGAAGAUGCCAUGCUUGAUUUUAGAGGAGGCCCAGGCUAUGAUUAUUUUACCGACAUGCAUUGGGACUCACUUAUAUCAGCCCUUAAAAGUGUUCGAAUUCUUACUCUAUGCAGGUGGACUUUUGAGGCAGUGAUCAGACAGCGGCCAAGACCAACCUGGCUAAGAGAUCCAACCUUUGAGUUCUAUAGAUUAGAAGAGUUACAGUGGAUCGACAAUGCAGUAGACAAACACAGCGUUGAUGCUCUCAUCUCCUUCCUGAAAAAAUGUCCUUCGUUGCAAAAACUAUACAUUAACAUUGACCCCACAAGUUACAGCGGCCCGAGAACAAGAUACUCAAUUCAAGAUUUUGAUUGCAAAAGAUUACAUUUUCUUGAAGUUGUUCAGUUGGGGGGCGUACUGAAAGCAUGUGACAUGAUGUUGCUGGCUGAUCGUUUACUUGAUGUGGCCACUAAGAGGACGAAGAUCAUAGCAAAAUCAAAUGAGAACCAGAUAUGGAAAUUGGAGGAGGUAUCUUUGCCUCAGCUGUGGCAAUCAUGUGGAGAUCAGAUGUUGGAAUUAUAUAGGGAUGGCAAAAUAGAGUCUCCCUUAUUUCUGGAAGGGAUGAAACGCUACAUGUUUGUGGAAGUAAAUGAAGAGGAGAGUGGCAAGCUAUGUUCCAAACAUGCUCAUGAUGACUUGUAAAUGUAUCUUUUGUCCCAAACUAUUCUUGUGUUAGAAACCAAUUUCAGUGCAACAUUUUGGUUAUAUUUAUAAAGAAAUGAAUACGUGAACUUAUGAUUGGGAUGGGAUAUAAAGAAACAAAGUUCAUCCCAUUGGGCCCCUCUAAAUUUUGAUCACCAACGACAAAUGAAGGUCUAGUUUUUAUCAAAUGUCAAACGAUGUUUCUUGCUCCCAUAAUUUUGAGCCAUGUUACCUUUGCAGUCUCAGAAUUUGUUUUUCUUUUCCCUUUUUCACUACCCUCCAAUACAUGAGCAGCAUAUGUACUAAAUGGUGGAAGUCACAACCAUGGAAGACGUGCAGUUUCUUCUCAUUAGUAAAAGAGCUGAGACCAGCACGAGGAAGAACGGAAACAAGAAGAAAAAUUAACACAGAAGGAAUAUGUAUGAUUCUGAUACUACAAAAGCUGAAAAGCAGAUGCCAUGCUUGACUUUAGAGGGGACCCAAGCUACUGUGUCUUUCAGUACAUGGAUCUGGAUUCAGUAUUAUCAUC